UGCUUGUCUGCUUUGUGAAGUUGAAUUUUCCUUUUGAAGCGAAUAAAGCAUAAACUCAGAGAGUAUUCAGCCUCAGAUAGCACUUGCUUCAAAAUUUUUUAACCUUUUUAAACUUUCUUUUAAUAUUCAAGAUCCUUAAAACAAAAUUCCCAUUUCGUAAGAUUCAUAUUCUUCUUUCUUGUUGAAGUCAACAGUUUGUUUGUUUCUUUGGAAAAUGUUAUAGAAGGGUGAAAGUCAUGAUGGCUGGUGGUGUUGGUGGUGGUAGUGGUGGUGCUGGCGGCGGCAGAGUUGAAGUGAUAAGUAGCAAGGGAUGUUCACGGUUGUUUGUUGGGUUGUCUUCUUCUGUUCCUUCUUUUAGAGGCGUGCAAUCCUUUGAAGCUGUAACGUCUACUGCCUCCUCCUCUGUUGCCUCUGAAUCGCUGCUUCAGCUUCCCUCCAACGCUCCCUUUUCCGGCCUUGUGAUUUGUGUCACCGGUCUCUCCAAAGAAGCAAGGAAACAGGUCAUGGAAGCGACAGAAAGAUUGGGUGGCCAAUACAGCCCCGAUUUGCAUCCCCAAUGCACCCAUUUGGUAGUCCAGAGCUUCGGUGGACGUAAGCUUGAGCAUGCACUGAAACAUGGAUCAAGAAAUGGUCUCUUUGUUGUAACUCUUGGAUGGUUUGUAGAUAGUGUCCGAAAGAAUGUGAGGUUGAAAGAAUCACUCUACACUGUUAAGAGUAUUAAGGAAUAUGGAAUGCACUUGGACUACUUGAAUCGACUUCAAACAGGUGCUGACAACUCAUGUCUCCCAGCUGGCAUUCAUGAUGCAAAGUGGUUAGAUGUGAAUGCAAAACCAAAAAAGCAUUUCUCUGAAAGAGUCUCUAAUAGAAGCAUAGAUUCUACCCUAUCUGGCUACUCACUGUAUGUUGAUUCAGAAAUUUCAAAAGAACUUCAGAAUAAGGUCUUUGAGGCAGCUGCUAGAGAAGGUGCUACACUUGUAGAUCAAUGGUUUGUUGGUUGCAAUGCAAGUUAUGUAGUGUGUGAAGGGACCUCCGUCCAAAGAUAUCUUGGUCACUCUAACAACGUUGUCACACCUCUUUGGGUUCUGAAAACAGCAAAGGAGAAGAAUGUGCAGAGGCUUGUUCACAUGUCAGCUGAUUUGGCCAGGCAGGUUGGAACUAUGAUUGAAAAUCUUCAAAAUGGCACUGUCAGAGAGGAAAUUAAUGGUGGAAAUAUUCCUCAAGAUGCUAAGAGCUGUAUAAGUAAAGCAACCCAUGAAGAAAGGCAACAGAUUGUUAAUUUGGCUAAAACUGGUGUCAGAAAUCGGCGUAGUCGUCGUAUGCAGACUUGCCAAACCCCAAUACGUCCAUUAACCCCAAGCAGCCUUCUAGAUUCAAUAUGCUGGUCUGUCUCUGAGCCAACUUCAACUGCUUCUAUUUACACAGACUCUUUCAGUGGUGAGGAUGUUAGUGAACAUCAUUCAGCCAUAUUCUUUGAUGCUAAGGAGGAUGGCAAGGAUUCAGAAGCUUCAUUUGCUAACCUGACCAGAUUGCUCACAGAAAGUGAAAAAAGUGAAUUGAUAUAUAAAAACCAUUUUCUUACCAUACUCUUUCCUAUUGAUCGAUUUGCCGAAAUGGGGCCUUCUUCACGAACAUAUUUCAGCGAUAAUGGCUUCACAUGUUUGCAGGUGUUAGAUCAUAUCUAUGAAUUUUAUCAGGAGAACAUGUUGCCUCAUGAGAUCAUUUCAGCUAUUCACACUGAUUCAAGGCAUGCUGAUCGGCUACGUGCAGUGUACUCUAAUAAAGAGACAGUAGAGCAUGGUUAUGUAAAUUUUAAACGAAUUGAAUUCUUAGGAAGUCGUAAGAGUUUUGAGAUGUUGAAGCGCGUAAGUGGAGAUAACAACAGUAAUGUAUAUGAGCUUUUGCUUAGAGCAUGAUAUUAUCUUAACAGUUCGCCCUCCUUAUAUUGGUUUUGAGGCGAUGGUGCUGGUGGUGAUACUUGUCAGCUAAUCACAAUAAUCCAUGUGCCUCCAUUACUUACAAAUCCAUGCACUAAAAGUGAGGAUACAAAGAAUGAGAUAGUUCCUACUUUGUGUCAUAGAAAUAAUUUGUUUGUAUACAUGCUGCUUUUGAUGUGUGUAAUGAACAGAAAAUGAGUGAUACCAUCAAUUUUUUU
Mangifera indica (mango) is the source of this 2152-nucleotide messenger RNA. RefSeq lists its product as uncharacterized. The coding region runs from base 237 to 1913 and encodes 558 amino acids. The transcript is spliced from 10 exons. The record is from RefSeq and is a predicted model, not a curated record. NCBI's taxonomy places the organism in Eukaryota, Viridiplantae, Streptophyta, Magnoliopsida, Sapindales, Anacardiaceae.